GUUCUUCAGCGUGGUGUGUCUGUGGUUCCCUGGAGGCUCCUGGAUGGCAGCUUUGACAGUGAUACUGAUGGUGCUGAGCCCUCCUCUGGCUUUGGCCAGGGACACCCAACCACGUUUCUUGGAGUAUGAUAAGUUUGAGUGCCAUUUCUCCAACGGCACGAAGCGGGUGCGAUACCUACACAGAAACUUCUAUAACCGGGAGGAGCUCGUGCGCUUCGACAGCGACGUGGGGGAGUACCGCGCGGUGACCGAGCUGGGGCGGCCGGACGCCCAGUACUGGAACGGGCAGAAGGACGUCCUGGAGCAGAGGCGGGCCGCGGUGAACAGGUUCUGCAGACACAACUACGGGGUUGGCGAGAGCUUCACGGUGCAGCGACGAGGUGAGCGCGGCGGGGCGGCCGGGGCGGGCGUGUGA
Messenger RNA from Galeopterus variegatus (Sunda flying lemur), 415 nucleotides. Its product is annotated as HLA class II histocompatibility antigen, DR beta 5 chain-like. NCBI's taxonomy places the organism in Eukaryota, Metazoa, Chordata, Mammalia, Dermoptera, Cynocephalidae. The transcript has 2 exons. The coding region runs from base 44 to 415 and encodes 123 amino acids. Gene Ontology annotation, molecular function: MHC class II protein complex binding. Gene Ontology annotation, cellular component: lysosomal membrane; late endosome membrane; MHC class II protein complex. Gene Ontology annotation, biological process: immunoglobulin production involved in immunoglobulin-mediated immune response; antigen processing and presentation of exogenous peptide antigen via MHC class II; peptide antigen assembly with MHC class II protein complex. The record is from RefSeq and is a predicted model, not a curated record.